UUCCCAGAUAGUAACCUGGUUAUUUGAUAUGAUGUCAGGUCUCUCCUACCUACAGCCUGUUCUGCUUCACUUGCCAAUGUGUCGUAGAAGUGUCUUUUCUCUUUGCCACACUCUUCUUUACUUCCUUGUCCAGUGUUUUGUACGUCGUACUCAGUUCUUUUCCUUGUGCAUCCCUGCACUGCACUGGCUCAUCUUCUGCUUCACCAUCUUCCUCUCCUUUCUCUAUCAGCUCCCAUGUGUCCGUCGAGAUCCAUUCUUUGUCUUGUCUCCUCUUCCUUCCUAAUACAAUUAUGGAGGUUUCUUUCCACAUCCCUUUCAAAGAGUUCCAGUGUUCAUCCACGCAGGUCCCUUCAGGGAUGUUGCUCGAUAUCUCCCAUUUUCUUCUGAUGACUGACAUGAAGAUGUCCUUUGUAGUUUCGUGCUUCAGUUUCCGUUCUGGGCGUUGAACUUGAACUGUGGUCUAUC
Messenger RNA from Heterobilharzia americana, 465 nucleotides. The record is from the annotation of a GenBank genome assembly. Lineage: Eukaryota; Metazoa; Platyhelminthes; Trematoda; Strigeidida; Schistosomatidae.